This is a messenger RNA of Ylistrum balloti, 840 nucleotides long. RefSeq names its product 2-hydroxy-6-oxo-6-phenylhexa-2,4-dienoate hydrolase-like. The coding region runs from base 1 to 840 and encodes 279 amino acids. Lineage: Eukaryota; Metazoa; Mollusca; Bivalvia; Pectinida; Pectinidae. The record is from RefSeq and is a predicted model, not a curated record. The transcript has a single exon.
AUGACUGUAGUAGCCGCAGUGCCAGAAGGCAAAUACGUUGAUAUUUUUGACGGUCACAAAAUCCAUUACCACGAAGCCGGUGAGGGCUUUCCUGUUAUUUUUAUUCAUGGUAGUGGGCCUGGAGCCAGUGGUUGGAGUAACUUUAAAGGCAAUUAUGAAACCAUUGCAAAUUUAGCUAACUGUCGUUGCUUUGUGCCUGAUUUGCUCGGGUAUGGCUAUUCUUCGAUGCCAGAAGAAGCGACCUUUACCUACGACGAUUUAAAAAACGGUAUUCAAGAAUUUGCGAAGCAACUAGGGCUUAAGGAAUAUGCACUCGUUGGCAACUCGAUGGGCGGCGCAAUUGCGAUUACCUUAGCACUAGAAUGUCCUGAGCAGGUCAAGCAGUUAAUUUUAAUGGCACCUGGCGGCUUAGAAGCUAAAGAAGUUUAUAUGGAGAUGAAAGGUAUACGUACAAUGAUUCGGGCCAUGUAUGCGCCAGAAGGUAUUACCCGUGAGUCGAUGCGUAAAGUUUUUUCUCUACAAUUGCAUGACGCCAGUUUGAUCACCGAUGACAUUAUCGAAGAGCGGUUUCAGAUUGCAGAGCAGCAGCCAAGAGGUAUGUUCGAGAAAGUUAUUGUUCCCAACCAAGCAGGUCAGCUUGCUGAGUUACAAAUGCCUAUUUUAGGGUUUUGGGGCGUAGAUGAUCAAUUUUGUCCUGUUAGUGGUGCGAUGAUUGUUGCCAAAGAAGCUAGCCAAACGAAAAUGACGAUGCUAACAGAAUGUGGACACUGGGUGAUGGUGGAACAUGAAGCGUACUUUAAUCAGCAAUGCGCAGAUUUUGUGCGGCAAGAGACGGUGUAA